CAGUGCCAUUCAACUGGCAAGAUCCUCUUAAUUUGGAGUCCCUUCUCACUGAAGAUGAAAAACUUCUCAGGGACCAAUUUAGAACGUAUUGCCAAGAAAAAUUACUCACCAGGGUUAUAGAAGCCAACAGACAUGAAAUUUUCCAUCGAGAAAUUAUGAACGAAGUUGGUGAACUUGGUGUUUUGGGUUGCACCAUAAAAGAUUACGGAUGUGCUGGGGUAUCGAAUGUAGGUUAUGGAUUGCUUACUAGAGAGGUCGAAAGAAUUGACAGUUCUUACAGGUCAGCAGUUAGUGUCCAGUCUUCCUUGGUUAUGGGGGCCAUUCAUGAUUAUGGAAGUCCAGAGCAGAAGCAGCAAUAUCUGCCACUUUUGGCAAAAGGUGAAUAUAUUGGAUGUUUCGGCCUGACAGAACCGAAUCAUGGAAGCGACAUUGGAAGAAUGGAAACUAAAGCUACAUAUGAUGCUCCCUCAAAAACAUACACAUUGAAUGGAAGUAAAACAUGGAUAACGAACUCUCCAGUAUCAGAUAUUUUCAUAGUUUGGGCCAGAUGUGAGGAUUCAAAAGUUAGGGGUUUUAUUAUUAAUAUAAAUAACAUAUAA
Messenger RNA from Leptinotarsa decemlineata (Colorado potato beetle), 599 nucleotides. Its product is annotated as glutaryl-CoA dehydrogenase, mitochondrial. Gene Ontology annotation, cellular component: mitochondrial inner membrane. Gene Ontology annotation, molecular function: flavin adenine dinucleotide binding; glutaryl-CoA dehydrogenase activity; fatty-acyl-CoA binding. The record is from RefSeq and is a predicted model, not a curated record. Gene Ontology annotation, biological process: fatty-acyl-CoA biosynthetic process; fatty acid beta-oxidation using acyl-CoA dehydrogenase. Lineage: Eukaryota; Metazoa; Arthropoda; Insecta; Coleoptera; Chrysomelidae.